AAGCGAGUCAUCACAUUACAAUAGAAGGAUAAGGUACCCGAUAGAUAGAUAAAGAAAAAGUUUCCGUAACUGUGGGUUUUGGAAAUCGAAAACGAUAACCUCCAACAAUGUUAUCUUCUUCGCUCUCAUUCCUUCACUCUUGCACAUUUCCCUCUUCUUCCUCUUCCUUGUUCACAAUUCCAUCUCCAAAUCCCAAUUCUCCGUCUUCUUUAUCCUUUGUGGUUGAAGCCAAGUCAAGUACCCGAAGGGAAGACAGAACUGCUCGCCAUGUUCGUAUCAGGAAGAAGGUUGAAGGAACACCCGAAAGACCAAGAUUGUCUGUCUUCCGAUCCAACAAGCAUCUCUUUGUCCAGGUGAUUGAUGACACAAAGAUGCAUACAGUUGCUUCAGUUUCCACAAUGCAGAAGGCAAUUGCUGAAGAGUUCAACUACACCUCUGGCCCAACAAUUGAAGUAGCAAAGAGGGUGGGUGAGAUCAUUGCAAAAUACUGUCUGGCGAAGGGAAUCACAAAAGUAGCCUUUGACCGUGGUGGUUACCCGUAUCAUGGCCGUGUUAAAGCUCUCGCUGAUGCGGCUCGCGAACAUGGCCUGGAGUUCUAAAAUGAGCACUCUCUUUGUAUUUCAUGUUUAAUUUUCUAUCUCAAGGAAAAACAGUUUUUUUAAUGGCAUUUCCUCGCUUCCAAGUGACUUUAUUAUGGCUAAACUACUCCUAUUUAAUAUAUAUCUAUCCAUUUUUUUA
Vicia villosa (hairy vetch) is the source of this 738-nucleotide messenger RNA. RefSeq names its product large ribosomal subunit protein uL18c-like. NCBI's taxonomy places the organism in Eukaryota, Viridiplantae, Streptophyta, Magnoliopsida, Fabales, Fabaceae. The record is from RefSeq and is a predicted model, not a curated record. Bases 108 to 599 code for a protein of 163 amino acids. Gene Ontology annotation, biological process: translation. Gene Ontology annotation, molecular function: structural constituent of ribosome; 5S rRNA binding. The transcript has 3 exons. Gene Ontology annotation, cellular component: ribosome.